AUGAAUUGCAAAGGUGAAUAGAUAGAUGAUCUAUUUGAGCUUUUUGUUUCAGUUAAAGAUGUUGAUGAAUAAAUAUUCAGUGUGAUAAUUGAAAUUUUUAGAAAAGAGAAAAUUUAAGACUGUAUAGGAUAUCUUUCAGUUAAUGAAAACAGCAGAUAUAAUGAAUAAUUCAUUUUGCAAUUAGAAAAUUUAACAUUAAUUGAUAAUGAAUAUAAGUUAAAUGUUGUAACAAAUAACAUUUAGAUAAUUUCUAAUUUUCUCAAAUAAAUUAAGGAUCAUGAUUUUAAUUAAAAUGACUAUUCAACCGAAAUUUAUUUGAAGGCUAGAUAAGAUUUAAUCUAAAAUAUAUCGCAUGAAAAGAAUAUAAUUUAAUUUUUGAAAUUUCUAGUUUAUCUCACAACUAUAGAUAACAGAUUAUUAUAAUGUGGAUCAAAUUCAUUAAAUUUAUUAGUUUAAACGAAGGUUGAUCUGACUAAACAUUGCUUUGAGAAUAUCAAGAUUAAGAAUACUUCUUUAGUUGGUGCAAAUAUGUUAAGAUGUAAUUUAAGUGGAUCAGAAUUUGAAAAUGUAGAUAUUAGUGGAAUGAAUUUAAAUGAGGCAUAAUUAUUUUAUUGUAAGUGGAAGAACUUAUAAAUACAUGAAUUAUAUAAAUUAGUUUGUCAUGAUAGUUUGGUCUACUCGGUAUGCUUCUCUCUUGAUGGCACUACUUUAGCAUGUGGUAGUGAGGAUAAAUCUAUACGUUUAUGGGAUGUUUAGACAGUAUAAUAAAAAGGCAAGUUAGAUGGUCAUACUAGUGGAAUCCUAUCAGUAUGCUUCUCUUCUGAUGGUACUUCAAUAGCAUCUGGUAGUGAUGAUAAGUCUAUCCGAAUAUGGGAUGUGAUGACAAGGAAAAAAAAAUAGAAAUUAAUUGGUCAUAAUGAGAGUAUCAACUCAGUAUGCUUCUCUCCUGAUGGUACAACAUUAGCAUCUGGUAGUGGGAGUUUUUUUGUAGUGGAGAUAACUCUAUCCGUUUAUGGGAUGUUAAGACAGGAUAAUAGAAAGCCAUAUUGGAGGGUCAGAGUAUAUGUGUCAAUUCUGUCUGCUUCUCUCCUGAUGGUAGUAUAUUAGCAUCUGGUAGUGGAAGUUCCUUUGAUAGUGAAGAUAACUAUAUCUAAUUUUGGGAUGCGAAGACAAGAUAAUAAAAAAUCCAAUUAGAUUGUCAUACUAGUUAUGUUUAAUCAGUAACCUUUUCUCAUGAUAGUGCUACAUUGGCAUCAGGUAGCUAAGAUGGCAUCGUCCGUUUAUGGGAUGUUAAGACUGGAUAAUAAAAAGCCAAAUUUGAUGGUCAUUCUAAGGUAGUCCUAUCAGUAUGCUUCUCUUUUGAUGGGGAUAUAUUAGCAUCUAGUAGCGCGGAUAACUUUAUCUUCUUAUGGGAUGUUAAGACAGGAUAGCAGAAAGCUAAAUUAGAGGGUCAUAGUGAUACUGUCCGCUCGAUAUGCUUCUCUCCUGAUGGUACUACAUUAGCAUCUGGUAGUUUGGAUAAGUGUAUUCGUUUAUGGGAUAUUAAUGCAGGAUAAUAAAAAGGCAAAUUUGAUGGUCAUAUAGAUUCAGUUCUAUCAAUAUGCUUCUCUCCUGAUGGUACUACAUUAGCAUCUGGUAGUGGAGAUAACUCUAUCCGUUUAUGGAAUGUGAAAACAGGAUAAUAAAAAGCUAAAUUGGAUGGUCAUAGUGGAACUGUUUAUUCAAUAUGCUUCUCUCCUGAUGGUACUACAUUAGCAUCUGGUAGUUUUGAUAAGUGGAUUCGUUUAUGGGAUAUUAAUGCAGGAUAAUAACAAGCUAAAUUGGAUGGUCAUAGUGGAACUGUUUAUUCAGUAUGCUUCUCUUCUGAUGGUACUACAUUAGCAUCUGGUAGUUAUGAUUAUACUAUCCGUUUGUGGGAUGCGAAAACAGGUUUAUAAACAUUUAAACUUAAUGGUCAUCAAUAUUAAGUCAACUCAGUAUGUUUCUCUCCUGUUGGCUCUAUAUUAGCAUCUGGUAGUGCGGAUAGGUCUAUCCGUUUUUGGGAUGUUAAGACAGGAUAAUAAAAAGCUAAAUUGGAUGGUCAUAGUGGAACUGUUUAUUCAGUAUGCUUCUCUUCUGAUGGUACUACAUUAGCAUCUGGUAGUGGAGAUAACUCUAUCCGUUUAUGGAAUGUGAAAACAGGAUAAUAACAAGCUAAAUUGGAUGGUCAUAGUGGAUCUGUUUAUUCAGUAUGCUUCUCUUCUGAUGGUACUACAUUAGCAUCUGGUAGUAGAGAUAACUCUAUCCGUUUAUGGGAAGUGAAAAAAGGAUAAUUAAAAGUCAAUUUAUUUGGUCAUGAUGGAAUUGUCUACUCAGUUUGCUUAUCUCCUGAUAAUACUAUAUUAGCCUCUGGAAGUUAUGAUAACUCUAUCCGUUUAUGGGAUAUUCAGACAAGAAUAGAAAUUUACAACAUGAAUAAAAACUAUGAAGAUAUUCUCGAAUAAUUUAAAAAAACCCUAUUUAACAAAAAUCUUCUUCCAGGUAUAUAUCUUUUAACAUUAAUUAGUCGCAGCUCAUAUAACUAUACUCUUGAUUUCUCGAACACCCUUAUUUUAAGCAUAAGGAGCUUUAGUCCUUCAAGGAUAAUUUGUCAAUUAAUAAGGUGUAGAUUUAAGAUCAUUAUUAAAAUCUAAAGGAAGUUUUUUUUUGGAUAGCUAAAUAUAAUUUUAGUGCUAGUAAAAUUGA
This is a messenger RNA of Paramecium primaurelia, 2724 nucleotides long. The record is from the annotation of a GenBank genome assembly. NCBI's taxonomy places the organism in Eukaryota, Ciliophora, Oligohymenophorea, Peniculida, Parameciidae.